GUUUUCUCUACUGUCAAUAAACCCCCCAGCAUGUUCUCCUGCGUGUGUCCAUCCCCGGCGUGUUCUCCUACGUGUGUCCAUCCCCGGCGUGUUCUCCUACGUGUGUCCAUCCCCGGCGUGUUCUCCUACGUGUGUCCAUCCCCGGCGUGUUCUCCUACGUGUGUCCAUCCCCGGCGUGUUCUCCUACGUGUGUCCAUCCCCGGCGUGUUCUCCUACGUGUGUCCAUCCCCGGUAUGUUAUCCUACGUGUCCAUCCCCAGCAUGUUAUCCUAUGUGUCCAUCCCCGGCAUGUUCUCCUACGUGUGUCCAUCCCCGGUAUGUUAUCCUACGUGUCCAUCCCCAGCAUGUUAUCCUAUGUGUCCAUCCCCGGCAUGGGCGGACUGACAACUCAUGGGGCCCCCAGGCAAUA
This is a messenger RNA of Staurois parvus, 408 nucleotides long. NCBI's taxonomy places the organism in Eukaryota, Metazoa, Chordata, Amphibia, Anura, Ranidae. The record is from the annotation of a GenBank genome assembly.